AUGAGGAGCGUGCAACGCGAACUGUCCUCGCCAUCGCAGUGCUCGUACGAUUACGAGAGCGAGUUCGGAUUAGACAAGGUCAUCCGGUCAGGAUCAACGAGUGGCGGUUCCAUUUCUCAGCGUAGCACUAUCGACAAUGGCGUUGGCGAUGUGUACGAAGAUCUCUUCCUUCUCCAGGAAAUUGCGUUCGACUCACCCGAGAUAGAAAACCGCUUGUUAGGCGUGAUCACCCAUGUGAAGCAUUGCAACUCCUAUAGUUUUCCAGGGUGGUUCUUUCAAUUUUUCGUGGCAUCAUUCCACUAUCUGCUGAUUGCCGGAUUCGUCCUCCUGAUCGGCGUGAUUGCCGGAAUAUUCAUGUCUUCCCCUACUGGGAUAAUCGGCAGCUUUGUAUGGCACUCCAGUACAAAGGCGGCAUCUGCUUCCCAAUCAAAGUUGUUCGUUUACCACAAUCCUGGGACUCAAUCUUUGUCAGUUGAGGGGACGCUCUAUCUAUCGCAUCAUUUUAUGAACCCGGCGCCAUUCACAGCAACGCUUUCUUCACUGCUCUCCGUGCUCUACCUGCCGCAAGACUUCCCGCUCAUCGAACAGGUUGAUUAUUGCCGUAACGAAACCGAGUGGACCAAAAAAGGCAAUGCCGGCGCCAAGUGGCUCAAGUUCCCUAAUUCAAGGAUUUUUCAGGAAUCGAGCGUCGCGCAAAGUCCGCGCACCUUUACGGGGCAACCGGUUUCGGACGUCAAUGGCACCCCUCCUGCCGAGGGUGAGGCUGUCGGUGCCGUUGACGAGGGCAACCUUAUAACGGUUCACAGCGUAAAACAGGUUUGGCGAGGGUACUGGGGCAGUGACAUCCAAGUUGCGGAGAGCUCGAUGUUUGAUCUGUUUACUUCGUACCUGAUGCUCGGCAACCGGCUGCAUAUGGUUGCCAACGUGCACUGGGGACUUAACGAAGUUCGCUACAUGAUCAGUGUCAAGCAGAUGAUAACUAGGAACGCUGAGAACUCUGAGCUAUACGACGCGCUGCUUACAGACUGCCGUAGAGGCGCGGUUCUGUUGCAGAUCGCGUCGGCUAACCAACGUUUCGAGACCAUGUUCUUUAGCAGUGAUAAGCCGCCGCACAAGUUCAUCCCCGUGAGCGUGGGCUGCCAAAUGCCAGUGCCGGGUACUGCAGGCCAUGAUCUUCGUGCUGCGUGGCGCGAUCAGCACGACGAUUUUGCGACUCAUUACAACAUUUUGUUCAACAUGGACGCCGUUGCGGAUGCAUGGUAUCCCUUACGCCCUUUAAGGACAUCCGCCAACACCGCCUAG
Babesia bigemina is the source of this 1302-nucleotide messenger RNA. RefSeq lists its product as hypothetical. The coding region runs from base 1 to 1302 and encodes 433 amino acids. NCBI's taxonomy places the organism in Eukaryota, Apicomplexa, Aconoidasida, Piroplasmida, Babesiidae. The record is from RefSeq and is a predicted model, not a curated record. The transcript has 2 exons.